Messenger RNA from Mustela erminea (ermine), 1605 nucleotides. RefSeq names its product basic proline-rich protein-like. NCBI's taxonomy places the organism in Eukaryota, Metazoa, Chordata, Mammalia, Carnivora, Mustelidae. The record is from RefSeq and is a predicted model, not a curated record. The transcript is spliced from 6 exons. Bases 1 to 1605 code for a protein of 534 amino acids.
AUGCUCGAGAACCCUCCGCAGCUCAGUCAGCAAAGCGCCCGCCCCGUGCAGACCGACCGACGGCUGACCUUGCAGGCGGUCCCUCAAGAUCUUCACUUACACAUCCACACCCACAGUGACUCCUCUAGCAAAACCCCCAUCAUCACCCCCAAGUGGCCCAGGAGUGCAUCCAUCAAUGAAAUCCGAAGUCGCUCCCCAGCCCCACCCCCACAGGACCCUCCAUUCCUGACCACUGCAGGCUCUUCCUCACUCGGCCCCAAGCCCCAGCCAAGCCAGCACUCCAGUCCGCUGGCCGCUGAUGAGGCACAGCACGAGAGUCUGGAGGACGGCCCGGAGCGCAGCCUCUGGAGGCUCCCGCGCCCCCACCCCGGCCAACCCCUCCAGUCUAGGCCUCCGUCCACAGCCCCUCCCAACAAGGCACCCCAGAGGCCUCCCCCACCACUUAACGCCCUCCGCCGGCCCCGGCCCCGGCCCCGGCCCACACGGACUUAUCGCACACACACCCGUUUUGGGCCCCCGGUGCCCCCUGCUCCUGACCUCCCCCGGUGUCCUGAUCGCGGCGCCCGCAGACGGCCCCCCACACCCGCCCAGUCCCUAGCACCCCCAGCCCCCCAAACGCUGUCCCCAGACCGCGCCGCCCCCACGGCCCGCCCCGCCCAGCAGGGACCUGCGCCUGCGCCGCGGGACCGUGCCCCCACCUACUCCCGGUCCUCCUCGCACCCGGCUCCGGAGCCAGUGGGCGCGUGCUCCGGGGUCAGCGCGGGGCCCGCACGGACACCGAGGCCGCAGCAGCCGCGCAGCCUCGCCGCCCCGCCCCCGCCGCACACACCCUUCGGCUCGGGCCCACAGCGGCGGGACUCACGCGGCCGACGGCGGAAGGGCGAGCGCGGAACUCCAUUUCCCAGAGUGCGGCUCGCCCCGAACUACAUCUCCCAGAGGGCUCUGCGGCGGGCCUCUUCGGACGGCGGGUCGGCGGUUUCCGGUUGUCGGGCUCUCCGGGGCUUCCUGCGUCGGGGCCCCCCGGGCCUGUGGGCUGCGCCGCCCGGAGCGUGCGCGCGGGCGAGUACGCCGCUGCCCGGGCCGCCGCGUCCCGCCCCGCGGGCUCCUGGCGCGGCCGCCGUGGUCCCCGACGGACGGCGCGGGCUCCUGCAGCGGCCGGUGGUGUGGAAGGCCCCGUCGUGGCAGACCCGGGAACCCGCCGGCCGCAGGAUCCGCGGCAGACGCCCGGCAGCGCGAGGGGGCCGGCGGCUUCCCCAGCCCCGCCGCGCGAGGUCGCCGGGGCCGCGGGCCCGCUCCGGGUCCGGGUCGACGGCUGGUAGACGCUGCCGCUUGGAAAACACGCUGCGCCGCGGCCUGCUUAUCCCGAAUGUUGUCCUUCGGGGCUCCGUUGGGGACGAGUCCGCCUGGACGCGCCUCCAGCCACCGGGGGUCCGGAGCCGCCGGCUGCAGCCUCCAGCCGCCUGCAGCUUCAAGCCGCCUAAGGCCCCGCCUCCCGUGGCCCCGAGCCACCUGCAGCCUUCAGCCGCGUGCAGCUUCCAGCAGCCCCGAGCUGCCCAGACACCAGCGGUCCAGCUGUCAGCGGUCCCUCGACAUCUGCGGCCCUGA